AUGAUGCUCUCCAGGGAGACGUGCGGGCGAGAAGCCCGGAAGGGUGACGCGCAGCCCCGCGGCGAGAAGCGCAAGAGUAGCGGCGGCUUGACCAGGGGACGCAAGAAGCAAAGGCAGGAUGAUCUUCAGAGGCCCACUUUGCUGCGCCUCCGGCCCAUCAACGUCAAAGGCAACCGAGCUCGGGGCAUGCGCGCCCCCAAGAACACCAACCAGUUCCUCAUGCACGAGAAGUACCAGAUGAUGCACAUGCGUUCCGAUUCGGUGGGCAGCGACACCGGGGGAAGCUGCUCCGAUAGCGACUCGGAGCUCACCGACAUGGACUCGUACCUGGGCGCCCUGGAGAACGCCAGAGGAGCCCUGCCAGACGGUCCUGAUCCAGCACCAGAACCGCCGAGCGGGACGCGGCAGGACCAGGAGGUCCAACAUGAGGACAGCAUGCAGUACUUUCCGUCCGAGGACGACCUUUUGCAGAGCCACAACUUCAUGCAACGGGACUUUGCGCAGUUUUGUGACUUUUUGACGUCGUAA
Molecule: messenger RNA, 528 nt
Organism: Nerophis lumbriciformis (worm pipefish)
Lineage: Eukaryota; Metazoa; Chordata; Actinopteri; Syngnathiformes; Syngnathidae
Source: RefSeq, a predicted model, not a curated record